CCGCAGACGCAAGCGGGGCGGUGGCCCCGGUUAAAGGGGAAACUUGUCCGCGCCGCCGCCCGCUCCGCUCCGCGCCCGCCGCCCUCAGCGCCCUCAGCUCCGCCGCGACUUCUGCCCUCCACCACCGCCACGAUGCUGCUGUUGCUGCUGGGGAUCAUCAUCCUCCACGUCACGGUGCUGGUGCUCCUCUUCGUCUCCACCAUCGUUAGCCAAUGGCUGGUGAACAGCGGGCACACGGCAGACCUCUGGCAGAACUGCACCUCGGGUAGCGCCUUCCAGUGCCUGACGUCGUCCACGAACGAAUGGCUGCAGUCUGUCCAAGCAAUGAUGAUCCUCUCCAUUAUCUUCAGUGUCUUGUCCCUGUUCCUGUUCUUUUGCCAGCUCUUCACCCUCACCAAGGGCGGGCGCUUCUACAUUACCGGAGUCUUCCAGAUCCUUGCGGGGCUGUGCGUGAUGAGCGGCGCUGCCAUCUUCACAGUGAGGCACACGGACUGGCACCAAGCCUCGGAAAACACCUCCUACGGCUUUGCCUACAUCCUGGCGUGGCUGGCCUUCCCCCUGGCCCUCGCCAGCGGCGGCAUCUACAUCAUCCUGCGGAAGCGCGAGUGAGCGGUGGCGCGGGCGGCGUGACGAGGGCACUGCUGGCGGCCACAGAGGGGACAGAGGCGGGGGCAGAGAGACGAGAAAACGGGAAAGAAAAUUAACCAAAACAUAAUAAAAAGGAUAAAAAAGGAGAAAAAACAGCCCUAAAAAAAAAAAGGAAUAAACCCUCCCACCAAACCCAACCCCAACCAGCCCCACACGGAAACACUCACAGGGUUACUUGUUAAUUGAAGAUGUAUAUAGUAUCUAUGGUUUAAAAAACCUAUUUAUAACACUUUUUACAUAUAUGUACAUAGUAUUGUUUGCUUUUGUUGACCAUACGCUGUUUUAAAGCCUAGAGCAAGUGCCUAAGGAACUAUUACUCCUAACAGUGUAACAAUAGCACAGUGUUUUUUCUCUCCUGCAAAAUCCUCUUUGACCUGAACUCUCCUUCCCCGCCCUGCCCAUGGCGAACCGUCAGAACCCCCAGCUCUGGUUUUAGGCUGGUGUAAAUGGGAGUCUUCCCCCUGUUCAUGCCAGCCAGAGGGUUGGUCCCCGCUCCUGCCACAUGCUGUGAUCCCGGUACCCAAAGUGCACAUCCAGAUCUGAUGGGAGACACUUCCGAAAGGUUUGAAGGAUUUCGGACCAUAAGGGCUUUGAUUUGCCCCAAAGUGCCUAAAUGACUGUAAUGUGCCCAAAUCCCGUUGCCUUGCCACCACACCCGCUGGGAAUUUGGGCUUUUGAAUCACUUAGGUUGAAUUGGAGCACAGCCUGGGCCGUCCUCCUCCGCCGGCGGGGCUCUGGGGGUGUCCGUGCCGCAGGUGCCGGGCUGUGCCGUGCCGUGCCGAGCCGAGCCGAGCUGCCGGGGCACUGCUGCUCCCGCCGCGACACGGGCUCUGUCCUUGCCGUGGAGCUCAGCUGCCAGUGAAAGAAGCAAACCCAGUGUAUCUAUGAAAUCAAAUGCCAGAUGUAUGAAAUGGUGCUAUCUAUUUACCAUUCCUUAUAUUGCUAGCCAUUUAACCUUAUUCACUGGAAAUUCAGUAACGAUCCCGAGGUAAACGACGAAGCUAGAGAUGAGAAAUAAUUGUGUGUAAUAUAAAGGAGCUGUAACUGCUUUUGUACUUAGUUUUCGCUCUUACUAUUAUUUUUAAUAAAGCAUUUAUAACCGAGGUUCCUUUUCUCCCCCCUCCCCGUGGCCAAGAGGAGCAGAAAGAGCCCUGGCUGGAGCUGUGCCGGCCCCGCUGCCGGGCGAGGUGUCUGUCCUCUGGCUCUGUGUCUGGCCAUGAAUUGAACGGGCACUUGCACACACCCCAGGCUGCCCUCUGAGGACUCCAGACACAGUGUUGCUGUUGGUUUUGUUCAUUUUGGUUUUUUUUCUUGGUUAUUUUCUUUCUUCUUUCUUUGCUUUGCUUUUCUGAUUUUAUACCGACUGUGUGGACUAAGAAGCAAUGAAAUAAAAGUCAGAAUAACUCA
Messenger RNA from Colius striatus (speckled mousebird), 2055 nucleotides. RefSeq names its product peripheral myelin protein 22 (gene PMP22). The coding region runs from base 133 to 609 and encodes 158 amino acids. The transcript is spliced from 5 exons. The record is from RefSeq and is a predicted model, not a curated record. Lineage: Eukaryota; Metazoa; Chordata; Aves; Coliiformes; Coliidae. Gene Ontology annotation, cellular component: plasma membrane.